Molecule: messenger RNA, 1368 nt
Organism: Hyaloscypha bicolor E
Lineage: Eukaryota; Fungi; Ascomycota; Leotiomycetes; Helotiales; Hyaloscyphaceae
Product: zf-DHHC-domain-containing protein
Exons: 2
Coding region: 1-1368 (455 amino acids)
Biological process (GO): protein targeting to membrane; peptidyl-L-cysteine S-palmitoylation
Cellular component (GO): Golgi apparatus; endoplasmic reticulum
Molecular function (GO): protein-cysteine S-palmitoyltransferase activity
Source: RefSeq, a predicted model, not a curated record
AUGCCUCGACGCUGGGCACGGAAAUGCGAGCGCUACUGCUGUAUUGGAGCCACUUAUUUUCCCCUGGUAUUUGUUUACAGCAUCACGAGCUGGGCAGUCUGGGUUGAGGCUACGAUAGGAUUCCUACCUGCGCAUACGCCUUGGAUUGGAAAAGGGUCCUCUUCCCUCGGCAUCGCACUCUACAUCCUGCUAAAUUGGUCUUACACGACGGCUGUUUUUACGAGUCCCGGGACUACAACGAGUCACAAUGGAUACAGCUCACUGCCUACGCAAGCGGCGCCCGUUGCCACGAACUUCACUGUCAAAUCGAAUGGGGAGCUGCGCUACUGCAAGAAAUGCCAGGCGAGGAAACCAGAUCGCGCGCAUCAUUGCUCAACGUGUCGGACAUGCGUGUUGAAGAUGGAUCAUCAUUGUCCUUGGCUGGCGACUUGCGUGGGUCUGCGGAACUACAAAGCCUUCCUCCUGUUUCUGAUAUAUACGACUGUUUUCUGCUUCGUCUGCUUCGGGGUUUCGGGGAUAUGGGUCUACAGGGAGAUAUUGAAUGAUGGGGAAUACACGGAGUCGCUCAUGCCCGUCAAUUAUGUUAUGCUGGCUGUGAUAUCUGGGAUUAUUGGGCUUGUGCUUGCUGGCUUUACCGGGUGGCAUAUUCUGCUUGCUUCGCGGGGGCAGACAACUAUUGAAUGCCUUGAGAAGACAAGAUAUCUAUCUCCGUUGAGGAAAGCGAUGCAGCAUCAGCACAUCGAACCGCCGAAAGACGGCGAGACACGCGAGAACUACGAUGAAAUGGAGAGACGCAGGGCUCGGGCUCGGUACGAGGAAUAUCUUGACGAGCAGGACUCAGAAAAGUUGCCAAGUGCAUUUGAUCUUGGUUGGCGGAGAAAUCUGCGGCACCUAUUUGGCCCGAAGAAGCUCCUGUGGUUCGUUCCCGUUUGCAAUACAAUUGGAGAUGGCUGGAGUUGGGAGCCAAGUCCGAAAUGGUUGGCUGCAAGGGAGAGAAUUGCUUCAGAGAGGGAUGAACAACGACGGAGGGAACAUGCUGCAGGAUGGGGAUCUGAGCCUUCUCCCGUGAGACCAGAUGGUGCAGCGAGGCACUAUGUGGCAUAUCCAAGGUCUACGUCCAAGGCUGACAGGAUAUUGGGGAGGACGAGUGAGUACGCUGAUCGAACAGAUGCGGUUUCUAUGGAGAAUUUACGGCCUAGAGAUGAUUAUGAGAGUAGUGAGGAUGAGGAUGAGAGGGUUCUGGAUAGGAAGCCUCACGGGUGGCCUCAGAAAGUGGGUGUUGUUACGAAUGCUUUAUUGGGGAAUACUUUGGCAAGGCAGAAGGAUGAUGUGAGAGGGUGGGAUGGGGUAGAUGAAGGGGUAGAUUAG